GAUACUUUAAGCUACAAAUUACAUUAUCGUCUGUGAUAACAGAUAUAAGAAAUGAAAAUUAAAAAAAAUAACAAUAUAAACAAAGUAUGAGCUGCUCUGUAGAAUUACGUCAGUCAAGACAUGAAGGGAUGGCGGAGGAUCCCCAUAAAUUAGUAUUGAUAAUGAAUAAAUCUCAGAGACUUAUUUUGGGACUUUCAGUGUUAUUGCUAGUUGAUAUUAUUUGGGUUUCCGGUUCAGAGCUGACAAAAUAUAUUUAUAAAGAAGCAUCCUUUGAUAAACCAUUUUUUAGUACUUAUAUCAAAACUUCAAUGUUUUCUUUGUACUUACUUGGUUUGUGUUUCUGGCCACCAUGGCGAGAUCAAUGUAACAAACCAGCAACAUAUAAGUUUAUAGAUCCAAAUGUAGAAGAUGAUAAUUUUUAUUCGGAAGGUAGCACAAGCUUAAGUGAUUCUACAUUUAUACCAAUUAAAACUCUUGAACAAUGUGAUAGAUCUUCUGGUACUGAGAGUGAUGAUUUAUCUGUUCGUUCAGUAAGAUUUAGUAAAUUAGCAGAAGUUCGACACAUGUCACAGAAUGAUGCAACUGAAGCUCUAUUAGCUAGAUUAAGUUAUCAAGCUAGUGUUAGAGCAGGUGAACAUGCUAGACGACAAGCUAAUAAAUUUUCUAUUCAAAAAGUUGCUAAAAUUGCAUUAAUGUUCUGUUUUUUGUGGUUCAUUGCAAAUUAUACUUAUCAAAUGUCUGUAUCUGAAACAGAGGCAGGAAUUGUUACUGUGCUGUCGUCUACAUCUAGUUUAUUUACUUUCUUCCUUGCAGCAUUCUUUCCCAGCAAUAAUGGAGAUAAAUUUACAUUAUCAAAAUUAGUUGCUGUAACGAUAAGUAUUUUUGGUCUUAUUCUUGUUGGAUUCUCAGAUUUGACUUUAGAAGCCAAUCGAAUACCUACUGGUGUAAUAUUAGUUCUAGUCAGUGCAUUUUUUUAUGCUACUUAUGUUGUAUUUUUAAAAAAAAAGGUUGACCAUGAAGAUAAAAUGGAUAUACCAAUGUUUUUUGGCUUUCUUGGUCUUUUCAAUUUAAUAUUACUAUGGCCUUUAUUUUUUAUAUUGCAUUAUGGCCAAUGGGAAGAAUUUGAAUGGCCAAAUGUUCACCAGUGGGUGUUUCUUAUAAUAAAUGGUCUAAUUGGAACUGUACUUAGUGAAGUUCUUUGGUUAUGGGGAUGUUUCCUAACUUCUUCUCUCAUAGCAACUCUAGCAAUUAGCUUAACAAUGCCAAUAUCUAUGAUUAUUGACAUAUUAUUGAAGAAAGUGGAGUAUCCCUGUAUUUUUUAUUUUGGAAUCAUUCCAAUGAUCUUAGCAUUUUUAACAGUAUCUCUUUUAUCGCAUUUUGAUAAUUGGGAUCCUGUUCUAGAUAUGAUAAAAAAGCUAUAUAUAUGGAUUUGUCGUAGAAGUAGAUCCAUAAGGAUACCUGAUCUGGAGGUAGAGCAAACAGAGUCCCUUAUUGGUAUAAAUAAUGGAGAACACGAAGCGUAACUUGACAAUAAAUGUAGAGUUGCGUGAUACUUGAGUUUUUUAUUUACCAUAAAAAAUUUACAUACUAAAUACUGAAUUAUAAAAAGUAAGCACUACAAUCAUGUUUUAUUCUAUAAAACUGAGGGAGACAAGUAAAAUAAGUGCCAUUUAAACGAAUUUUUAUUAGGAAGUAGAUAAUUAA
This is a messenger RNA of Ceratosolen solmsi marchali, 1704 nucleotides long. RefSeq names its product solute carrier family 35 member F5. NCBI's taxonomy places the organism in Eukaryota, Metazoa, Arthropoda, Insecta, Hymenoptera, Agaonidae. The transcript has 7 exons. Gene Ontology annotation, cellular component: membrane. The coding region runs from base 87 to 1523 and encodes 478 amino acids. The record is from RefSeq and is a predicted model, not a curated record.